UGGGAUCGUGGGCAAGUCCGUGUAUUGUGACAGGAUCCCAGGAUACAACAUGUUGAGAGUAAUUAUAUUGUCUGCUGUAUUCAGCUUGGCGGUAGCCAGCCCUGCUGUAACGAGGAGCAGGCAAGACAUUGAAGCCUUCAAACAGUUUUUAGAUGGAAUCCGUAAAGGCAAUGAAAAUACAGUACAAUUCCAAGCAAAGAGGAUUUCAUUCCCCUUCGCGAAUGUUGAGGAGCUGAGCGGCAAGUACCAGGGCGACAUAGUCCUGGAUGACGAGGAUUAUGAGGUGAUGCUGCAGGAGUAUGCGGUAGGCCGCAAUGCCUACUCCACGACCACCAUCACCACCUGGCCAUACAACACUGUUAUCUUCGAAUUUGGAGAUGGAGAAUUCAAUGAUGCACAGAAGACAGCUAUUUGGAAUGCUGCAAGAGACAUCGAGGCACACACAUGCGUCAAAUUCAGAUAUAGGACAGCAUCUGACCCUGUUUAUGUGAAACUUACUGGAUUGGCAGACGGUUGCUACGCUAACGUGGGUUACAGGGAGUCUCGUGGGGCCCACACAAUGAACUUGGCUCGAAACGCCGUUGGUUCAGGGUGCUUCAGACAUGCCACCAUAGUGCACGAGUUCAUGCAUAUCCUCGGCUUCGUGCACAUGCAGUCUACGCACAACCGGGAUAAUUUCGUCAAGAUUCUUGAAAAUAAUGUCGUGCCAGGCAGUGAACACAAUUUUGACAUAUACAAAGAGUCAAGAGUGGACAAUUUGGGAGUGGGCUACGACUAUGUUAGCUGUCUGCACUAUGGCCCUUACGCAUUCACAGCUAACGGACGACCGACUAUUGAGGCACUGCAGAGAUUCACAGGCGAGAUGGGACAACGUGAAUACGUUACGGACAAAGACUGGCUUCGCAUCAACAGAUACUACGACUGCCCAGGCGCAUGGAAUUAAACUGAUUAGUAUUAAUUAGAUUUAAGAUGAAUACGAAUAUUAUAUUUUAGUAAUUAAUAUUAUUUAAAUACAUAAUUUUAUAAGUACUUACCA
Spodoptera frugiperda (fall armyworm) is the source of this 1036-nucleotide messenger RNA. RefSeq names its product seminal metalloprotease 1-like. Gene Ontology annotation, molecular function: metalloendopeptidase activity; zinc ion binding. The record is from RefSeq and is a predicted model, not a curated record. The transcript is spliced from 6 exons. Lineage: Eukaryota; Metazoa; Arthropoda; Insecta; Lepidoptera; Noctuidae. Gene Ontology annotation, biological process: proteolysis. Bases 50 to 943 code for a protein of 297 amino acids.